AAUACCUCACAUUGAAUGAAAGAACUCUUGAUAUCGGCCAGACUUGUAUCGUCCCGCGACAACUUAACAAGCGCACAUUAAAGCGUGGACAAGAGAAGAAUUCCUUCAGAUAGACCAUAAGUAUACCUUCAGAUAGACUUUUCUUGUACUAAUCUUCGACCAUGUAUAGUUAUAAAGUUUUUGGAUGUGUUUUAUUCAUAGCCUGUGUGUGGGCGGCUCCGGUGUCCGAAAAAUCAAACAAAGGUGAAGAGAAAAGAAGCGCAAAUCAAGUACAAGAUCAAGAAAAACAACUAGAGAGUCUUUUGUCCCUAGCAGGUAAAAAUAUUCAGAUCCCAAACGUUGCUAUUCAUAAAAGUCACACGACACACGUUGAAAAUACAAAUGGACAAGAAGUUAAACACGAAGAAGUAGAACAAAGAGUUACCAAUACGCAAACAGGAGAAGUCGUAUCUGACGUACAACAAGAUGUUACAGAAAGUAAAUCACCAAACAGCAACGAACCUCACAGAGUAGUUGAAACCAAAGUCGAUAUUCCAGCCGAAGACAUCCAUAAAACGAUCAUACAAAAUACCGCUAAGGAUGGAGUGGAGGAUGGCAGCGAUGAAAGUAUUGAAUUCACACCCACGGCUGUUGCCGAAUAUCUUCUGGAGACUGGAGAAUUUGAAAACUUUUAUUCUGCUUUACAAGAUCUGGUGAACUCUUCAGUUAUGACCGAAUCAGAAGCCGAGAAUUAUCAACAGGAAGUAAUGGCUGAAUACCAGAGACUUCUCGCUGAAAUUGAUGCUUACCAAGCUGAAUUGUCACAACAGGAUUCCGUCCCAACUUACUACCCACAGGCUUACCAACCACAGGUUCCUCAGAAAAAAUCAAACGAUUUGUACAAAUAUAACGAUUACCAAGGAGCUUAUAACCCAGAUGAACUAUCCCUUGAGAACCAGCAAGUUGUACAAGAAGCAUUGAUCAAUAACCAGAGAUCACUGAGUGCUGCCAUUGACGCUUUACUUGAAGCCUGGUGGAAUCAAGCAUUCGAAGCUGGUGAUGCUCGUGCUCAGGCUCUUGUUGAAUAUUUAUACAGCAUCGUUUCUAAAGAUGAUGAUAUGGAUGAUAUCGGCCAGAUCCGAGAGAUUCUUGCUGAAAUGUUAGCCAGAGCUUUGAUGGAAGAUAUGUCAGAGACUGAACAAUCUCAGCCAGUUAUCAGUGAAGAAGACGGUGAAGAUACUUCCAGCAGCUCACAGUCAUCUUCUGAAUCAGACGAAUCUGCGGAAUCAGAGGAAUCUGCGGAAUCAGAGGAAUUACCAGAAGAAUCAUCAAAUGAAGAUGAAGAUAUGUCAUCUGAAGAAAACACUGAAAGUUCCUCAAACGAAAGCUCAGAAGAAACUGAGAAUAAAGUCGCUACAGAAGAAAAACCAGAAGCACCUGUGGUACCUGUGCUCGAUAAAACAGCUAAGAUGUAAUGUGGAAUGUGCUUAAUAAGUUUUUGUUCUAAAGAGAAGAGUGGAUAUAUUUUGUUACUAAUAAUUCUGCUGAUGUGUUGGAAACAUAAAUCGUUUUUAUUCAAAUUAUAUCUUAAAAGGUCAUUUGUUAUUUUUGUUUUAAGAUAUAACACAGAUUAUCAUAAUGUUUCAUUCGGCUAACUGCCAUAAAAAAAACCAUUUUAUCCCCCAAAAAGACACUGGUGAUUGAAAAACGAUUUAGAAAAAUAAUGUGAUUAACUCGGCUCAUGACGUUUUAAAGGUGAACGAUAUGGAAACAAUGUCUUCUUCAGUUCUUAAAUGUCUUCAAAAAGCCAAAAAUUAUUUUUCUAUGUAAAAUGGCUACUGUGCAAAAAGUUAUAUUUUAAAAUAGUAGGUAGCAGAACACAAUUUGAAAUAUUGAGGUAUUAAAUUUGAUCAUUUUUGAGAAUACUAAAUACCCGAAAUAUCUCAUGCUUAGUAAGAAAAAAACACAUGCCUUAUCUUAUUGAUUUCGUGACUUAAUAAUUAGUGUACAUGUACAAUAUUGUGGUUUAUGGCAUGUAACUUUUCACCACUUACCCCCGACCAAAGGGCUCAUCGAGACGACGUAUAAGGUACCGGCAGUUGUUGAGAAUGGCGGUUGAAUGAGUGGAUGGUGUGAGUGCGGUUCGGACCAAACGACAUUUUUGUUUUUGUCGAAAUUGUAAAUUAACCUAAAGAACCAAAGAUAGGAGAGCGAUAGAGUGGGUUAAUUAAGUGAUAGUGCUGGGAAUAUUUUAAACGCUCAGAUCGGAUGUGUAUGCUGAGAGAGAAAUAUAUAAUCCCACCACACAUUCCCUGUGAAGUUAUUCCAAUUAAAUAUGUUAGUGUUCAGGUUUAUCUAUGUUUAUAUAUUGUUAUGUUUUCAUUAUACGUCAACAAUAAAUUGUACACAUUGUAAAUACAUAUUGUACUUAAUAAUACAUCACAUUUCUUUGGUGCUUGUGCAGAUCUGUGCGUUUUCGUUAUACAUAAUCUCUCUUUAUUGUGGAGAAAACGAAACUCUUUUACCCGUUAUCUUCUUGUCUAGCUUUAAAUACACUGAUUUAUAAAUAUACUUGAUCACAACAGCGUUAAGUUCAAGACAUUUUUCUUCAAAUUUAGAGAUCUUUUGGAACUGUAUAUACAAAAAGAGAAUGUUUUGUUCAUUUUACUUUUAUCUUUACAGAUUACUUCUGUAUUCCUUUCCGCCAUAAUUGUUUUAUUUUUUCGUCCCCAAACUUAGAAGAGUUUUGUUUUUUUCUCAUAAUUGAACAUAAUGUACAUACAUAAAAUAUUUAUCUAUUAAAAAUGUUAAAAUAUUGUUACAAUUUACUAUACAGUGUACAGCGACGCUACAAAUAAAUUUUAUUAAUUAAAACAUAACGUGUGUUUGGACUUACUAUUAGUAACAUAUACUGCUGUUAACGCACUUGGAGUUUUUCUUGUUUUAUGAAAACGCACACCUCUGCAGUGGCUAUAUAUUGAGCAUCUUCUUCUAUUUUUGUCAUUGUCAAAUACUGGUUGUGUUGUAAUAAAAAAGGGAAAAUU
This is a messenger RNA of Patella vulgata (common limpet), 3023 nucleotides long. RefSeq lists its product as uncharacterized. The transcript has 10 exons. The record is from RefSeq and is a predicted model, not a curated record. The coding region runs from base 162 to 1454 and encodes 430 amino acids. NCBI's taxonomy places the organism in Eukaryota, Metazoa, Mollusca, Gastropoda, Patellidae.